This is a messenger RNA of Melopsittacus undulatus (budgerigar), 590 nucleotides long. RefSeq names its product lymphocyte antigen 6E-like. The record is from RefSeq and is a predicted model, not a curated record. Gene Ontology annotation, molecular function: acetylcholine receptor inhibitor activity. The transcript has 3 exons. NCBI's taxonomy places the organism in Eukaryota, Metazoa, Chordata, Aves, Psittaciformes, Psittaculidae. Bases 149 to 532 code for a protein of 127 amino acids. Gene Ontology annotation, cellular component: plasma membrane.
UGAACUCCCACAUACAUAUUACACACCCUUGGGUUGAUUUCAUGUCCACCUGUGAGCCAUCUGGAACCUGUAAGACUGCUGCCAUUCAAAAGGUAUAUAACCUGCCCUCCAAACAUCUUCCCAGACCAGCUGAGAAGAUCUAGUGGAGAUGAAGUCUACUCUUGUCACCUUGCUGGCUGCUGUUCUGUGUGUGGAGCAAGCUUACUCAUUUAUGUGCUAUGUGUGCCAAGAACAGGAGUCCAACAAGGACUGUUUGACCAUUUCCAUGUGCUCAAAGGAAGACAAAUACUGUGUGACUAUUCGUAACAACAUUGGAACAGAGCCCAACAAGCCUAAAUAUGUCAUCUCCAAGAUGUGUUCUCCAACGUGUCCUGCAACAAGCCAGCAGCAAACCCCACACUAUCAGAAUGUUUCUUGCUGUGAGAAGCCACUAUGCAAUGUGAAUGGAGUCAGCAGCAAGCAAAGCAGCUAUGGAGUGAUGUCCCUAGGUGCCCUAGUCAGUAUCACUUACAUGUGGACUGUGAUGGGUUAGGAAAAACUCUCCAUGAUGGCUUUGUUGGCUGAAAUAAAAGCGUGUUGCUCUGGGAUAA